CGUCACAGUAAUGGCUGGCAACGGGAGAACUUUGGAUCCGGAAGUAACAGGACGCAGGAAGCUACCUGGUUGGCUGUUUGUUUGUUUGUGAGUGGGCGGACGGUCGGCGCGCUCAUUCGUCAGGUAGCAUGAUGAAGACAUUGGAUGACAUUUUGUAUUACCAUUUGAGUAAUCUAUCAUCAAAUGAUUUCAAGAGAUUUAACGACAAGUUAUCGGAUUUCCACUUUUGCGAUAAACCUCCAAUUCCUCGUGGACGUUUGCUCAGUUUAGAUAUCAUAAAUACGAAAAAUACUGUCAUAGAUGUCUACGGAGAAGAUGCUCUAAAUGUUGUAAUUCAAGUCUUACAACAUAUUGGUCUUGAGGGAUGUGCAGAUAAAGUCAAGAAGGACAUAUGCGCAAACAAAUUGAACCAUUCUAAAAACUUGGAAGAUUGUAAAAAGAAAUACAUGGAAUUCAUAAUAACAAAAUAUAAAAGAAUUCAAGACCAUAAUGCACGUUUAGGGGAGACUGUUAAUCUCGCUAAAAGGUACACCAGCCUCCUAAUGAUUACGAAGUAUCGCAAUGAAGAAGAAAGGACGCAUGAGCUAACAAGCACGGGCAAAAAACAUUUAAAACUAAUGGAUGAAAGAGCUUCCGAUGAAUAUUCUAAAACUUCUAUUGAGACUUUGUUUGAUUCUAAAGAAACCCCAAUAAAUGUGAUUCUACAGGGACCUGCUGGAAUCGGAAAAACCAUGACCGUCCAAAAGAUCAUGCUCAACUGGGCUUCUGGAACUCUGUAUCAGGACAUAUUUAUGUUUGCAUUUUCCAUUAGCUGUAGAGAAAUUAAUGGUAUAACCGGGGAAAUCAGUAUGGUUAGUUUAAUAUCCAAGUUUUGUAAUAUUAAAUGUUCUGAGAAUUUAAAGUCCAUUUUGGAGAAUUCUAAAAAAAUAUUGUUAAUAAUUGAUGGUUUUGAUGAAUUUAAAUGGAUACUUGACAAAGAUACUGGAAUUUGUAGCGAUCCUUUUCAAGAAACUUCAGUAGAAAUCCUAUUAAACAGUAUAUUAAGGAAACAUGUUCUUGAGGAAGCCACCAUUAUAGUUACCACAAGGCCAUACGCAUUGGAGAGACUUAAUGAAUGUGUCCAUUUUGAUCGUUAUGUUGAAGUUCUGGGCUUCACAGAAAAUGACCGCAAAGAUUAUUUUUAUAAUUUCUUUGAAAAAAAGGAACAGGCGGAGAUGGCACUUGAUACAGUGAUAGAAAAUGAUAUUUUAUUCACAAUGUGUUGUGUACCAAUUACCUGUUGGAUUGUAUGUACCGUUCUGAAAUUGCAAAUCCAAAAAGAUGCUCAACUGGCUAAUUCUAAAACCACCACUUCCAUUUACACUCUUUAUUUAAAAAGUUUAAUAAAAUAUCACGGCAGAGAAUUCAACCAGUCUUUGUUAAGCAGAGUGAAGAAGCUGUGUGCUCUAGCCAAGUACGGAGUUUGUAAUAAAACAAUUCUAUUUGAAGAAGAAGACAUUUCCAACCAUGGGUUGACUGGAUCAGAAAUAGAAGCUCUCUUCCUCAACGAAAAUGUUUUUCAAAGAGACGUUGAAUGUCACACCUGCUACAGUUUCAUACACUUGAGUAUACAAGAGUUUUUUGCAGCUUUAUAUUACGUACUGCUUGAAGAUACAGAAACCAAUGACCACUCAGGGAAUCCCUUAUCUUAUAAAGAGGUGUUUGAGUUGAUUGAGAAAAAUAAGAAGUUAUCUACUCUCACAUUGACUAUACGUUUCAUGUACGGUCUUUCUGGCAAAGAACAAACUAAAGAAAUUGAAAGAAUAUUUGGCUGUAAAAUGUCAAAAGGAACCAAAUCUGCCUUAGCCGACUGGAUAACCAAAAGUUAUUGUAAAAGAAAGAUAUUUUUUAAUCCCGUUGAUGAACUAACCUACUUAUAUGAAACUCAAGAGGAGGAGUUUGUGAGGAGCAUGAUGGGACUCUUUUUGCGUCUGGAGUUUUCUGAACUUGAUGAGACAGAACUUAGUUUUCGAGCCAUUUCCUACUGUUUUGUAAACAGUCCAAGGGAUGAUCAUGAAGUCAGUUUCAAAUCUUGUUACAUGAGUAGAAAAUUGUGCAAGAUAUUAUUUCCAGCACUCAUUAAGUGUACGGUGCUUGUGUUGCGUUAUUGUGAUUUAACCCAAGAGUGCUGUGAGGAUCUUUGCUGGGUUAUUAAUAGGAACAAAUCUCUAAUCAAUCUGGAUCUUGGAAUGAACAAUUUAGAGGACACAGGACUGAAACUGCUAUGUGAUGCACUUGCAAACCGCAACUGCCCUAUUCAAGAGCUGAGAUUGUACCGUUGUGGUCUUACCUCAGCCUCCUGUGGGGAUCUCAGCUUAAUAUUGAUAAAAAACAAGUGUCUGAUCAAUCUUGACCUGGGUGAAAAUGCUCUCUUUAAUAAAGGAAUGAAACUGCUCUCCGAAGGAUUAAUGCAUCCAGAUUGCAUGCUACAAGAGUUGAAGUUAAGUAACUGUAAACUGAGUGCAAUAAGCUGUAAGGAUAUCAGCUCUGUUUGUGUUACAAAUAAUUCUCUGAUCACAUUGGAUUUGUGUAACAAUUCAUUGGAUGAUGUGGGAGUAAAGUUUCUUCAUGAUGGACUGACACAUCCAAACUGUACCCUGCGACACCUGAGGUUAUAUAAUUGUGAUCUGACUUCAAGUUCCUGUGAGUAUUUUAAUUCCGUUAUCGUUAAAAAUAAAUCUCUGCUCAGUCUGGACCUCGGAAAUAAUGAUUUGGAAGACGCAGGAUUGAGACUUCUCUGUGAUGGAUUAACCGAACCUAACUGUAUACUCCAGGAGCUGAAGUUGGAUAGUUGUGGACUGACCUCAGCUUCCUGUGAAGAUCUCAGCUCUGUUUUCAGUAACAACACUUCCCUAAUUAAUCUGCAUCUGAAUAGAAAUAGAUUACUGGAUUCAGGAGUAAAAGCUUUAUGUGUUGGGCUAAAGCAUCCAAACUGUGUUCUUCAGGAUUUGAGGUUGCCCUCGUGUAACUUAACAUCAUCUUGCUGUGAAGAUCUAGGUUCUGUUAUUAGAACAAAUAAAAGUCUUAUUGCGCUGAACCUGAGACAGAACGUGCUGAAUGAUGCAGGAAUGCAACAUCUAUAUGAUGCGCUGUGUCAUGAGAACUGUCAUUUACAGCAGCUAAGGUUGAAUGGCUGUGGUCUUAAAACAGGUUGCGAUGGGAUCCUACCCUCCAUUCUAAUUUUGAACAGAUCUCUGAUUAAACUGGACUUUAGGGCUAAUUUGUUUUUAGAUUCUGUGCAAAAAUGUUUUUAUGAAGGUCUAAGGAAUCCAGAUUGUACCUUGCAGAAACUAGGAUUAGUGCAUGAAAUGAUAGAUGGGAAUCAGUACAGAGAAUCAUUUGGUCAGGAACAGAAACCCGAAACAGAACCAACCUGUCCGGAGUCAGUGGAGGAACCACUUCUAACAGAUGAAGACACUUUAGAUACAGAGAAACACGAUACCUGCAUCCCCACUAUUUGUGACAGAUUGUGUGUAGUGUUAUAAGGUACACCGACAAACCCUUUCAAGCCUGGAGACAAGGUCCUUGUGAAGCGACUGCACAAAAAUAAAAGCCUGGAUCCUCCCUUCGGACAACCCACAGAGGUGACUCGUACUGCUAUCCUUACUGACGAGAGCCCGACAUGGCUCCAUGCCAGCCGGAUCAAGGCAGCCCCACAGAAUGGAAAGAGAGACGCUGGUCCUUCAGUGCCCGCUCCUCGGUCUGACAAGCUGCCAUCUACCUGUUGAUCUUAUCAGCCCUUGUUGGUGCUGCCACUGGCCGAGUGGCCACCUUGAUCAUUGGAGUCCCAAUGUAUAAGUUUAGCCCAUUCCCUUGCCCUGGUGCGCCCCUGCACAAUGGUAAUAAUGACACCCCAAGGAACACCCACCUUCUCAUCCUUCAUACCCUAUAUAUCACACCCUUACUUUUAUAUAACUUACAUAUCUGUUAAUUUCCUUAUGACAAUUAUUGAGGCCUAUAUACUUUGACCACUUUCGUACUUAUUUUAUUUUCAAAAUCUUUGUAUAUUAUUCUUUCAGAAUAAAAGGAGGCAAUGUAAGAAUAUUAUAUUAUAUUAUGUAUAAUAUAUUAUACUUUAUAUCUUAUAA
Bombina bombina (fire-bellied toad) is the source of this 4127-nucleotide messenger RNA. RefSeq names its product NLR family pyrin domain containing 12 (gene NLRP12). Lineage: Eukaryota; Metazoa; Chordata; Amphibia; Anura; Bombinatoridae. Bases 129 to 3524 code for a protein of 1131 amino acids. Gene Ontology annotation, molecular function: protein binding. Gene Ontology annotation, cellular component: cytoplasm. The transcript has 14 exons. The record is from RefSeq and is a predicted model, not a curated record.